AUGCAGAUCCUUGCUUUCUUGAGCAGGGCUGUUCCAUCAACAAGCAAAGUGCUUGGCCAAGCUUCCAAAUGUGAAGCCCAAUUAUACCGCCUGGCCAUGAACCAACAUGCACGUUGCUUGGCUGUUCCAGGAGGAAAAGCAGUGUUCAAAAGAGAUAAGCCUCAUUUGAAUGUUGGUACCAUCGGUCACGUCGAUCACGGAAAGACAACUUUAACUUCCGCCAUCACCAAAGUUUUGGCUGAUACUGUUAAGGGUGCCAAGUACAGAAAGUACGAAGAUAUCGAUAAUGCUCCAGAAGAGAAAGCUAGAGGAAUUACCAUCAAUGCUUUCCAUUUGGAAUAUGAAACAGCCAAAAGACAUUAUGCCCACAUUGACUGUCCCGGACACGCAGAUUACAUUAAGAAUAUGAUUACUGGAGCUGCUCAGAUGGAAGGAGCUAUUUUGGUAGUAGCUGCUACCGAUGGAACUAUGCCUCAAACCAGAGAACAUCUUCUUUUGGCUCGUCAAGUUGGAAUUCCUCGUGAAAAUAUUGUUGUAUACUUGAACAAGGCUGAUCUCAUUCCUGACCAAGAAACUCGCGAAUUGGUUGAGAUGGAAAUCAGAGAGCUUCUCAAUGAGUUCGAUUUCCCAGGAGAUCAAUUGAAGGUUAUCUUCGGUUCUGCUCUUUGCGCUUUGGAAGGAAAAGAACCAGAACUCGGAGCAAAAUCUGUUCAAGAACUCAUGGAUGUUUUGGACAACGAAUUCGUCAUCCCAGACAGAGAUUUGAACCAAGAACCCAUGUUCGCUGCUGAGCAUGUGUAUUCCAUUCAAGGAAGAGGAACUGUUAUCACUGGAAAGCUCGAGAGAGGAACUCUCAAGAGAGGAGACAAAAUCGAAAUUGUUGGUUGUGAUCGUGAAGGUGUCAAGUCUGUCAUUUCUGGACUUGAGUCAUUCCGUAAAACUGUUGACCAAGCUGAACCAGGAGAUCAACUCGGAAUUCUCCUUCGUGGACUUGGACCUAAAGAUGUUCGUAGAGGAUGCGUUCUCCUUCCACAAGCACAUAAGCACACUAUCACCGACAAAGUCAAGGCUCAAUUAUACGUUCUUAAACCAAGCGAAGGAGGUGGAAAAACUCCAUUAGCCAACUUCUUCCAAGAGCACGUCUUCUCUCUCACCUGGGAUACUGGAGCUACAUUGAAAAUCAAGGACAAGGACUUCAUUAUGCCAGGAGAAGCUGCCGAGGUUGAACUCCAUUUGAACCAAACUAUGUUCAUCGAGCCACAACAGAGAUUCACUAUCCGUAAAGGAACCACCACUAUUGGUACCGGUGUUUUCACUGAUGUUCUCCCCAAGCAAACUGCUGAGGAUAAGGAUCCUAAGCUGAAGAAGAAGGCCAUGAAGGCUGAAAUGGAAAGACUUGGAUUCAACCCAUACGGAGAAAUGGCUGAGAAGAGAUUGAAGCCCGAUUAUUCCAACUCUCCCAAGGAGAACCCACAUGCUAAGGCUUUCGAGGAAAUUGUCCAGUAA
Auanema sp. JU1783 is the source of this 1506-nucleotide messenger RNA. Lineage: Eukaryota; Metazoa; Nematoda; Chromadorea; Rhabditida; Rhabditidae. The record is from the annotation of a GenBank genome assembly.